CUUUCUUUCCCCCGCGGGACAGCCGUGACAUGGUUCAUGCCCGAGGGAUAACGCCGCGCUACCACCAACAGAGUUGGCAGAAGCAUUCCUGUCAUCGCCCCCCAGACAGGCCGCACUUCGGGGUAGCGGGCACGCGCAACAUUCGUCGCCAAGGGACGCCAGUCUUCCACGGUUCGCAGCAGCAGCAGCACCGUCUCCGGGCGAAAGAACAACGCGCUCGGCAGGGUACAGCGAUCGCGAUGAAGUACGACCCUUCUUCUUCGGAGGGCCCGGUUUACGCGCACGGCUUCCAGAAGAACAAGUGCCGCGACGAGCGCCGGUGCCACCACUGGGCCGGCCCGGAGUGCGGCCGCUGCAAGCGGGGGGCCAGCCACAUCGACGGCGCCAUGGCGCGCGGCCCGUGCCACCACGUGCGGUUCUCGGAGCGGGCCAGCCAGUGUGCCGCCACGGCAGCAGCGAUGCAGCCGGGGCGCGGCGGCCACUGGACCAUCAAGCUGCCCUCGUCCGACUUCCUGCUGGCCGCCGCCGGGGCUGCAGCCACCACGCGACCCGCCGCCGCCAAGCCGGUGGCGGGAACCAAGCCUGCCGCUGUCGCGGUUACGGCCGAGCCGCAGCCCGCGCAGCCGCAACCGCAGGCAUCUGCGCAACUCCACCACCACCACUCGCAGUGGGCGCUGCAGAACUACAUGCAGCUCGUGUGCCGCGACAAGCGCGGAGGCGGCGCCUCGCAGCACCAGCAGCACCAGCAGCAGCGCCACAAGCAGACGUCGUCCCGCCUCGCCGACGUGGUCGCGGCGGGGGCGUUCUACUCGGCGACCUCGACGACGUCCUACUGGCAGCAACAGCAGCAGCAGCAACCCGACGACUCCUACGUCAUGUACCGCACCUCCGCAGCCGAGCAACGAAUUUUCCAGCAGGUCGGGCCAUACGCGUCGUGGCGGGAUAUGCGCCCCAAGAUUGGCUGCGUGCCAAUCAGGCAGACCACGUGCGCCGACGGUGACGGCCACCUCGAGCCCAGCGACCACCAGGACGGCGGGUUCACGCAUCCGGGCCAGCUGCACUCCUUCCUCGCCUUCCAACACCAGGAGCACCAACAGCAGCAGAAUUGGGACCAGGACAGCUACCUGCCUUACCAGGACGGCGUGCCGGGCAUCAACGGACAGGGCGACGGCGACGCGCCCGCCUACGGGGGCGGCGCUGCGGCGCUGGGCGGCGCCGACGGUGCCGACGUGCUUCGCGACGAGCAGGACGAAGUGGUGGCGCUGCUGGCGGAGAUCGACGAGCGCCACGAGAAGCACCUGGCCUUCGAGCGGGUGCUGCAGGAGCGGGAGCCCACCUUCUGGAGGCACAGGUGGCGCACACAGCCUCAAUUUCCGUCGCAGCACUUGCUGUAUCAGCAACAAAUCAUCGGCACAGCCGGUUCAUGCGACUCUGUGGAAGUCUUCGUGGACGGCGGUGUCUGGCGUUCGGUAUCCGAUAAUGGACUCUACGACCGCAGUGAUCGCAGGCUCUGCCCACCGUUCAGGGUGGUUCAGAGUAGGACGUCGUCCGUCUUCUUCGCUCGGUUCGCUGCCGACGACAUAACUGCCAGAUAUGCCCAAGCAACGGGCUCACUAACGCCUCCUCCAUCGAGGGGUAGCACUCCGAGCCCCGUCCCUGUCGUCGCUGUCGGGACUAGCACUCCUCCGCACCAGGGCAGCCCCGAGUCAGGAAACGCUGCCGCGAGCGCUCCACAUGAGGACAGGAACGAGAAAUGCGUCGAACCGAAGUGCGGUGACGAAGCCAGCGGAGGCAAGGUAGAGGGCAAGGUGAGCCCCUUCGUCGUUCACCGCCAUUCGCCGGUUCAGGUUAAGGAAGCUGCCUGUGCUCUGCCGGCGACGAGGAACCAGCAGCCGUCGCAGCACGUGCAGAGGCAAGAGCCCGUGGACGCGACGGCGAUGCAUCAACAGCGGAAGGCCUCCAACGACUUCCGGCGACCCAGCUACCCGCGACGCGAGUACCACAGCACGCGCCGGUACAACGAACACGACCAUUCGACGCCGCCGCCGCCGCCUUCCUCGCUAGACAGGCCCCCGGGAGGUGGGAGACAGUUCAAGACGACCGACGGCGGCCGUUUCCCACAGAACGGGCAGUGCAGAGAGGCCUUCAACAAUCGACCGCAUGCUAACAACAACCACCACCAUUACUCGGACGGCGGUGCCUACGCGAGGGGCCAGCAGCAGCCACCCAGAGGAGGGAGCCACUCGGCGAAUCGGAACCGAAACCGCCCCAAUAACAACAACCGCCAGUGCAACGGCGCCAACCAGUGGAACAAGGACAGGGCGAGGCAGGACGCCGGCCCGGACGUUGGCAAUCGCGGCGGGUUCGCCGCCCACCGCAGCUCGCUGCCCUACUGCUGCCGCAGCGUCGCCGGAGGCUCCAGGGUGGCCAGCCCAGCGGACGCGUCGGCCGUACCGACACCACCGCCAGCCUCGCAUCGCGGACGCCGUUAUAACAACAAGCAGGGUGGCGGUGGAGCCGGAGGGUGCGGAGGACAGGCGCAAGUCCAGAGGCAGUACUCGGCCUCGAGACCGAGUCCUCAACAGGUAUCUCCCACCUCCCGCGACAUCCAGUCCGCCGGCGCUAGGUCUGUGGCGGCCAUCGACAACAAUGGCGGCAGGCAUCCAUCGAACAGGAAGCCCAGUGGGGAUGCCUCAUCGCGUAAGCCCCGCAGGCAGCAGCAGCAGCAGCAACAGCAACAACAACAGCGUGCAGACUACAACCAGCCGCGCUGCGCCAGUAGCAGAGCCGGUGAGUCUGCAACCGCCACGUCACCCACGCUGGGCUCGCGCAAGUCCUGCGAAAGCCUGCCCACUGGAUGCGGCAAUGGAGACGCUGCCGCGGCAGACUGCGCCGACGGUGACCUGGCGGGCGAUGCCUUAAACAGACGUUCCAUGUCUCUCAGGAUGUUCUGGGAGAGAACCAACCUCACCAUCUUUCGCAGGCGGACAUCGCAGUGAAACGUCAGCUCGCAUUGGAGCGCCUCGAAGCCGCCGCAGCAGCGCGGGGGUCCGUACCUCUCGCGCGCCCCAGCCCGGCACGAGACUCCCUUCAACACCAGACGAGGCACCAAACGCGUUGCACUAAAAGCCUACUUCCAACCUGGAUCUCUGGUAUGCCUCAUCUCUCGCUUCUUGCGUUGGCUUGACGGGCUUGACGAGUGUGAACGCCUUGGUUUGCUGACCUGCAUGACUCUUUACUUGUACAUAAUUUUGCUGCUUUGUGGACCUGCUCCACCAAUGUUGUGUGUGUGUGAAAGUGAUUUUAUUUUCAUUAAAGCUCGUUUACUCACCCCAA
Molecule: messenger RNA, 3336 nt
Organism: Dermacentor albipictus
Lineage: Eukaryota; Metazoa; Arthropoda; Arachnida; Ixodida; Ixodidae
Source: RefSeq, a predicted model, not a curated record